Messenger RNA from Dipodomys ordii (Ord's kangaroo rat), 7112 nucleotides. RefSeq names its product arrestin, beta 1 (gene Arrb1). The coding region runs from base 202 to 1494 and encodes 430 amino acids. The record is from RefSeq and is a predicted model, not a curated record. Gene Ontology annotation, biological process: visual perception; G protein-coupled receptor internalization; signal transduction. The transcript is spliced from 16 exons. Gene Ontology annotation, molecular function: G protein-coupled receptor binding. Lineage: Eukaryota; Metazoa; Chordata; Mammalia; Rodentia; Heteromyidae.
AGCAAGAGGCAGAGUAGAAACAAGGUUGGAGAGUGAGUCACAUGCAAGCCAAAAGGAUGGAGGAGCAGAAAAGCUCUGAGUAAGCAGACAGAGAGUAGUCCUCAGAGACAAUGGAGCAGCCGCACAGACAGCCGAGCAGCUGGGAGAACAUGCAGCCCCAGAAGGAGAGGUGGAGAGAGGGAGCUACAGCCUGAGGUUCCAAUGGCUUCCCCGUUCCUGCCUUCAGCCUCUGCUCGUCCUGCCUGCGCAUCCUUCCCUGUGUUCAAGAAAGCAAGCCCCAAUGGAAAGCUUACAGUCUAUCUGGGAAAGCGGGACUUUGUGGACCACAUCGACCUGGUGGACCCUGUGGAUGGUGUGGUCCUGGUGGAUCCUGAGUACCUCAAAGAGAGGAGAGUGUACGUGACGCUGACCUGCGCCUUCCGCUAUGGCCGGGAGGACCUUGAUGUCCUGGGCCUGACUUUUCGCAAGGACCUGUUCGUGGCCAACGUGCAGUCCUUCCCGCCGGCUCCCGAGGACAAGAAGCCCCUGACACGGCUGCAGGAGCGCCUCAUCAAGAAGCUGGGCGACCAUGCCUACCCCUUCACCUUUGAGAUCCCACCGAACCUCCCAUGCUCAGUGACCUUGCAGCCAGGCCCUGAGGACACCGGGAAGGCCUGCGGUGUGGACUAUGAAGUAAAAGCCUUCUGUGCGGAGAACCUGGAGGAGAAGAUCCACAAAAGGAAUUCUGUGCGUCUGGUUAUCCGGAAAGUUCAGUAUGCUCCUGAGAGGCCUGGCCCUCAACCUACAGCAGAGACCACCAGGCAGUUCCUCAUGUCAGACAAGCCAUUGCAUCUAGAAGCGUCUUUGGAUAAGGAGAUCUAUUACCAUGGAGAGCCCAUCAGUGUCAAUGUCCAUGUCACCAACAACACCAAUAAGACAGUGAAGAAGAUCAAGAUCUCCGUGCGCCAGUAUGCGGACAUCUGUCUCUUCAACACAGCGCAGUACAAGUGUCCCGUGGCCCUGGAGGAGGCUGAUGACACGGUGGCGCCCAGCUCAACAUUCUGCAAGGUCUACACACUGACACCUUUCCUGGCCAACAACCGGGAGAAGCGAGGCCUGGCCCUGGAUGGCAAGCUGAAGCACGAAGACACAAACCUGGCCUCCAGCACCCUGCUGAGGGAAGGUGCCAACCGUGAGAUCCUGGGGAUCAUCGUUUCCUACAAAGUGAAAGUGAAGCUGGUGGUGUCUCGAGGAGGCCUGUUGGGAGAUCUUGCAUCCAGUGAUGUGGCUGUGGAACUGCCUUUUACCUUGAUGCACCCCAAGCCUAAAGAGGAGCCCCCACAUCGGGAAGUUCCAGAGAGCGAGGCACCUGUAGACACCAAUCUCAUAGAACUUGACACCAAUGAUGACGACAUUGUAUUUGAGGACUUUGCCCGCCAGAGACUGAAAGGCAUGAAGGAUGACAAGGAGGAAGAGGAGGAUGGGACCGGCUCUCCACACCUCAACGCCAGAUAGACUGGAGCCUGCCCUUCCUCUGGGCAGCUCCAUGUCACUCUUGCACUCGGAUACUUAUUCGUCGUCUUCUUCCCCCUCCCCUUUGUUCUUCCAGUUUCUACCAGGGGGCCUCAUACCCACCAUCACAGAGGGCGGGGGGGGGUUCCUUCCCCAGAAGGUGGUCUUCUAAGUCCCAAUGAUGAGUCUCUGGCCUCAGGACUGGCCCCAUGUCACCAUGCCAACAGGACCACAGCAUACCACCUUUGCCCCUCUCUAGUCACCCGUCCACCCCCCUUUUCAUGCUCACUCCCAGAUAGGUUACUACAGCCCUGGCCUGGAGGAUUUGGCUGGAAAUGGAGCCAAAAGGAGAGGGUGGGACACGAGGGAAACAGUGAUGGUGGGCUUGGGGGUAUGAAGGGAUGGGCAUGGGGCUCAGGACAUGGGAGAUGGUUGUGGUCCCAGGUGGUGACAGUUCUGGCAGUUAGAAGGUGACAGUGUUGAAGGCCACCCUUUCUGGCUGGAGGGGCCCUGCUGUGGUUACAUUCUCCAUGCCUUUAUUGUCCUUGUCCCUGUUUCUUGAUAGUGACAUUGGUGAAGAUGCAUACAGCCCAGGAAUGGAGAAAAAGCAACGGACUUUCUUAUCAGCAGAUAUUCCUAGAUGGAGGCGAGUGGGGUGAACUAUCUUAGAUUUUGGUUAUGGUCAGGCUCUUGACAUUUUAGCUUUCUUGUGUUUGGGGUGUGGGCUCAUCUGUAUACACACACAGAGAGGGCAAACAGCUGCCCUCUCUGUCACCUGCAAACACCAGCCCCAGCACAGUAAACUCAAGCUCGGAGGGAGGUUUCCUGAGGGACUGUUCAGAGGUGGGGCAGGAGUAGAAAGAGGAGAGCCCACCCUACUUCCCUUCCUUGGUGAAGUUAAGAUGACCAUUCAGGAAGCAAGACUGGAGGGCCAGCGGCAACUGGAGUCCCCAUUAGCUCUUUGUUCUCCAAGGCUGGACUGGCUGCAGGCUGGGUGAGAAAGUGCCUGAUACCACCAUCCUCACCAUCAAAGGGGAUCCUUCCCCACAAGGGAGUCCCAGAAGGAAGGCUGCUACUCUUCUUUCCUUGGGGAUUUGAGGAUCCCUCUAGUUCCCAGUGUCAUGGGUGCCCAGUACCCAUUGAUUGGUGUUGGUGUUGAUGUUGGAGCAUUUCCCAGGGCAACAGGACAGGCAAGUGAUAAAAGUAGAGUGUUCAAGGUAUUUAUUUUUGGUCUGGUCUUUGAUGCUAACUUGUGUGGAUAUGAGCACAUUCCUCACUGGAAAACCAAGGAGUUUGACCAGAUGAUUCCCAACUGUCAACUCUGGCUCCUGAAAAACUAUGAGCAUUUCAGCAUCUGGUUUACCAAGUAGAAUUAAGAGCUGCUCACUGCUCCCUACACCUGCAGAAAGGAUUCAUUGGGUGUUAGAGGUAGCAGAGCCUGCCUACACCUACCUAGCCUAUCCUCCAGGCCCAAGAGGGUGACCCGAUGCCAAACUGGAGCCAAAGCCACUGCUCUGGAGCCUAGACAUUGCAAGGACCAGAGCUUGUACUUGCUAAGGCUUUGGUGGGGGUGCUUAUGGUAGGUUCUCUUAAGACUUCACAGUUCCCUAAAAACAUUCUUAAGGCUUAUCCAGGCAAAUGUCCCCCAAUACUUCUCAGCUUAGCACCUCCCAGGGAUGGGGCAUGUGACCAUCUCCCUUGGUGAAAUGACCCAGUCACCAGCCUGGCCCUGCUCCUUCGAAAUCUCAUCAGCAGUCAACCCAAGGGACCCCUUCCCAGCUAGGGGCAGUCACACUCUGGCUAGUUCUGGGGGUCUUAGCUGCAGGUGCCCCAACCCCUGCCAGGGAUUUCUGUGCAGUUUACACUUCACCUGGGCAGCUUCAGAAUAGAUAUCCAACAGCACAUGGCAAUCAUGUGCUAUUCAGUGUCUUCCUCUGAAACCUUUGGGGCUGAUAGGAAGCUCUUUAGCAUUUGGGGUUACCUUGCAAAGCCCUUCUCCAGUGUAUACACAGGGUUUCCUAGACUGGCUUCUUGAACUUUCUCCACCCCAGCAUCCCACUCAUCUUGUGGUUAUAUCCAAGAGUUAACUAAAAUUUCUCUAGUUGUCUGAGCCAGGACUGAACAGGCCUGUGGUCAAAUUGAUUUGAUUCUAGCCUAACCAUCCUUUGCUGACAAUUUCUCUGCUCUGUGCCCAGCAACAGAGACACAAAGAUGGGUCCAUCUCACCCCUUGUUCUUAGAAAGCUUGUAGCUAGGGAGAAGUAACAGGAGGCCAUUUGCAUUUAGGGCUCCAUGGCUGCUGCUGUUCCAUACAGUGCCCUUUCCAGGUAGGUUCAGAUCCAUACUAGAAUGCACAGCCCUAUGAGUCACCUGGGGUGGGUUUGGGUGUCACCUGCCCCUUGGCCAGCUGUCCUCCUACACAGAUGUGGGCCACAGUGCUGUGGCACAUACAGUACAAAGUAGUUUGGGCUUCCUGAAGCAGAGGGCUCAGAGUGUCCUUACAGAUACCACCCAGCUAUGACGGAGUGCUUCUUUGCAGGGCCCCUCUUUGUUCUGGAGUCAGCCUGGAGAGGGAAUACUUUGCUGUGAAGUAUAGGGGUGGAGGAGCCCCACUGGGCCCCAAGCACCAGCCCACAAUAUUGGCACUUUCUGUACUGAGCCUUUGGGGUCCUAUGCCAGCCAAGCAGCCCUACACUGGGACUUUCCAAUGAGUCAUGAGGGUGGCAUGUUGAUGCCAAUCUGGUCAGCGAUGAAGAACAUGCCCUGGGUGAAAUGCCACCAAGCAGAAGGCCAGCUAACUAAGAGAAGAGGUCACUUCCCUAGAAAAAUGAUCAAGUGACUUAGCUGGACCCCUUGGUCAUCUUAGCCUCAAAGCCCAAACAGGAUACAGUGGACUCCUGUGGUUUUUUUGUUUCAAGGAAGGUGGCUGACAAGCUGGUUCCCUCAGUACAGUGACAGGAAUACUGUCCUGCAAGUCCCCAGUGCUACCUCUCAGUCCUGGCUGAUACCAACCAGCUGAGUGGUUUUGAGGAACUUCUCAAGCUGUUUCCCAAACAAGUGCUGCAGAAAUGCUUUCCUGCUUGGCUCAGACCUUGCUGUACAGCCCAGAGGAGUCAGAGGCCAACAGUCUACAAGUUGUAAACCACUGCCCAGGUGUGACUCUGCCACUGUAGGGCAUGGACCAAGGUCACACAGGAAGCCAACCUGGCACUGAGCCCUCACUGCCUACCAGUCUUCAUCUCUCACCUGGCUUCUCAUUUAAGUCAAUGUCAGUCAAGUGACAUGCAGCCUCUGGGCCUGGGGACCCAGCUGGGAGGAAAGUGCCCAACUAUUUAGAAAUGCCUUGCCCAAGGACAGGAAUCCCAGCAACCAGGACUGGACACACAUAACACGGGGGAGAGAGACCUCUUGGACCCUCCCAGGCCUGGAGCAUCUCCCAUCUCUCAGGUCUAGAAACCUUGGCCUUGACCCCAAGUCAGGAAGCUGAGCCUUCGUACCAUGGUUUUAUCAAAUCCCAAACAUGAGAGGCAGUAGAAAUUGCCCAUUUAUUCCCUUCAAAGUGGAAGGCCUCCUGCAGAAUCAACCAGAGCUACCCCAGCUUCCCAGCGACCCUCUGGGAAGACCUUUGGCCCAGGGAAAGCCCAGGCCUCAUGCCCUGACAACCAAGCCUGACUGAUACUCGAAUGUGGUUUCUGUGACCCAGAGAGGCAGCUUCUCUUCUGCCAGUGACUAGAACCUGGGGAUGUCCACCCAUCCAGGAGGAAGGGGCUAGGCCUGAUCUUGAACUCACAGGGUCUCACGGGUACAAGCCUGGGCCUGGGCUGAUAGGUUUCUUUUUAAACUCAAGGACCAAAUGAGUCUCCCCCAGUCCUCACUCGUAGUCUGCCUUUGGGCAUGGUGUUUUAUUCUCCUGGCCAGGGACAGCUCCAUCACUUGCCUGCCCUCCCUCCAGGAUGAAGGGGCCUACCUGUGGGGGCAGAUCCCCACCUCUACCCCUCUUCUGCACAGGGGCACUGCCCACUACCUUCAUAGGGGGGCUUUGUGGAAGGGGAGCACCCCCUCCCAUCCUGCCAAUUUUCUCUUCCACUUUCUCACCCCAAGGUGAAAUAAAGCACAGGUCCCUGGGACCAUGGUCUACAGACAUUCAGUGGUUUUCCAACCAGGUACUGUGAAACCUCUGGAAUCCCACAGAACUUUGUCUGUGGUUGCUACCUGAGGUGAGGGCAAAGGCUGAAUCUCUAGCCCCCCUCCCUCUUCCCACCACCACCACAACUCUGCUUUUCUCUCUCUUGCCUAGUAAGGGUUCACUUUUAAACGUUGCUUUCAGAAAAAAACCUCAAACCAUCAUUCUGAGGCUUGAGCUCAGACCAGCAAGCACAGGUCCUAUUGGAGCAGCUCCAGCUUUCCAAUACAGAAUAUCUUAGAAUUGGAACUUGGGUUCCCUAGGCCCAAGCAUUUGCUCACACACACACAGAGGCACAUGUCACAUGGACCCUUUGAUGGCUUUCUAGCUGACCCACCCUGAAUCUCUAACCUGGAUUGAUUUGGGCAGGGCCUGGUGCUCAGUAAGGAUGGGGAUUUGACCCUGGAUAUUGGCUUAUGCAGGCUGGCAGUUCAUGGAGCAAGAAAACAGGCAUGGUCUCCACCCAGGACUUACAUCUGUGCCCCUGGGUGACACUAACUUCCAGGCCAAACUCUUGGGAUGAUUGGAGGGGGUAGAGUCAGGUUUCUUUUUAUAUAUGGCCAAGUGGACUUUGAUAACUGAAAUCCCUCCCCUGAAGGCAGGAUGCCCUAGAGGUAGUUUCCCAGAGAAUUCUAAAGGAUUCCACUCCCUUAUUUGUGGACAACAGGAGGUGCUUGUGCAUCCUAAAAGAGGCUGGACCUCCUCCUGCAGCUUGUGGAUUUCCCUCUCUGCCCGUCCUUCUGUCCAGGCCUCUGUAUGGACCAGCUGUUGGCACAAAAUCUUGCCUAGUCCCCUCCCCCCAGGGCUGUCUAUGUGGGAAGGUCAAGCUUAUGGCACUGCCAUCUGCCUGGCACUAGAGAAAGAAUGCUAACUGGUAUUUUAUGUUCAGUCAGUCUAAGUGUACCCCUGGGAAUCCUAUUCACUUCCGUUUCUCCAUAUGUAAAGGGGAGUUAGUAUCAGCUUCUGCUACUCCACGGGGGCUGUUUCCGGGACCAUAGGGAAGGAGGUCAUGAGGUGGCAGCAUAUGAGAGGUGGGUGAGGUCCUGGCCUCGGUGGCUGAUCUGCAGAGCCUGGGGAAUGAGUGCAGGACAUGCAUGCUGUCUUCCUGGGCAUCUCGGCUCAGUGCUAAGGUCCAAUCAGAGAUGCUGAGGGGGCCACUUCUUCCUGUGGAGUGGGAACCAGUGUGUAUGUACCUGGUCUAGUGGGGAGGGGUGGCCUUGAACUUGUGAGUCUCCUGCUUCUGCCUCUCCAGGUCUGUGGCCACCCUUCUGUGAAGUGAUUAUUUGUGACACUCUCAUUCCUGGAUCACCUCCAGGUUAACCUGUUACCUGUGGCAUUCCUUUAUUCUGUCAAAUAAGUUAUUAUAGUUUAUUCAAAUCCAACAGGACAAAUGAACAAAAGAAUUGAUAAAAGGUCAUUAAAGAUCUUUUGUGACAGAA